UUUCAGGAGCCGUAUCCCGGAAACUGGGCCAAAUAGCUCCAGAGGGAGCGAGGGAGAGAGACAGCCAGCUGUUCAGCCGGAGCACAGUCGCGAGUUGCAGCCCCACACCACACGCCUGGCGCUGGUGACCCACUGUCGACAAAGACUUACCAAGCCACAUCAUGGAUGUAAGUCUUGACUGUAGAUUCAACAACCUUAGCUGGCAACAGAUUCAGAGCUUGGAUCAAGUCUUAACAGAGGUAAUACCAAUUCAUGGAAGAGGCAACUUUCCCACCCUGGAAAUAAAGCCAAAAGACAUAAUUUAUGUAGUGAAGGAUCGGUUGGAAGAGAAUGGGAUUACAGUCCAUGACAUUCGUCUCAAUGGCUCUACAGCAAGUCACAUCCUUGUGAAGCAAAAUGGAACAAGCUAUAAGGACCUUGAUGUUAUCUUUAGAGUUGAGUUGCUUGGGGAAGAAGAGUUCCAAGUGGUAAAAGGAGUAGUAUUAGAUUGUCUCCUGGACUUUCUACCACAAGGUGUUAAUAAAGAAAAGAUCACAGGACUUACUCUGAAAGAGGCCUAUGUUCAGAAAAUGGUUAAAGUUUCUAAUGAUCAUGACCGAUGGAGUCUCAUUUCCUUGUCUAACAACAGUGGGAAAAAUGUUGAGCUAAAAUUUGUUAAUUCCCUACGUCGCCAAUUUGAAUUUAGUGUAGACUCUUUCCAAAUAAUUCUAGAUUCACUGUUACCUCUCUUCAGCUGCCCAGAAGACACUAUGACAAUGGAGUCUCAUCCAACUGUUGUAGCAGAGAGCAUGUAUGGAGAUUUCCAAGAAGCAAUGGAUCAUCUGAAGUACAAACUGAUUGCUACUAGAAACCCUGAAGAAAUUCGAGGUGGAGGCUUGCUCAAAUACAGCAAUCUCCUGGUUCGAGAAUUUAAACCAGCAUCUGAUGCAGAGAUCAAAAGCUUGGAGCGUUACAUGUGCUCGAGGUUUUUCAUUGAUUUCCCAGAUGUAUCUGAACAGCAAAGAAAGAUUGAAUCCUACUUAAGGAACCAUUUCAUUGGGGAAGAGAAAAACAAGUAUGACUACCUGAUGACUUUGCACCAAGUUGUGAAUGAAAGCACCGUCUGUCUGAUGGGACAUGAGAGAAGACAGACGUUGAACAUGAUCACCCUUUUGGCUCUCAGAGUACUUGGUGAACAGAAUAUCAUACCAAACGCUGCUAAUGUCACGUGCUACUAUCAACCUGCUCCUUAUGUCAGUGACCGGAGCUUUAGUAAUUAUUACAUAGCACAUGGACAGCCACAGCUUGUGUACCAGCCCUAUCCACUCCACAUCAAUAUGCAGACUGGUAUGGUUUAGUUUUAAUCUGAAUCCAAAUGUCAGACUUUGAACUACACCCGAGCUUUUAGGUCUCCAGAGAUCUGAAGGAAGAGGAAGGCCAUAGCCCACUAAGUGUGCUGCUGUUGACUGGGGACAUAUGCCAAUUUAAGCUGACCUGCAAAUGAAUAACAAAACUAUAUGUGUGCCACAUGAAAAACUUAAGUGCUCAUUCAGUACAAAGUAAUCUAGCAACUGAAUAAGCACAGACAGGAUUGUAAUGGCAGGGAUUUUUUUCUAAAAAAAGCAACUGUUGAACCAAUACAGAUAUAGAAAGAUAUAUUAUUAACUUAAAUUAGAUCAUCUGAAUUGCAGUCCAUUGUACUUGUGUUUUGGUGAUUGUGGUUAAGAUGACAAACACUUUUCCAAUGAAAGUGUAGUUAGCAAAGUGCAUCUGUGAUCAGAAAUACUGAAUGCAUUGAGAAUAACCACUUUGUACUUGAAUUGUUUUGGUUACAUAAGAGUAAUUUGCAACGCAAAGUGCAUGUAGGAAACAUUUCUUAAAUGUGAAAUGAUUGUGUGACCAAGAAAACAUAUAUUAACCAAAGAUUCUUUGUAAAUAAUGCAUCACCCAAGUGCCUAUACUAUGUAGAUAGGUCAGUAAAGCUAUGCAGGAUAUGCCAUUUGGUUCUCAUUUGGACUGAGAGUGAGUAACAAUAGCUUGCAAGGUCACUGCCCUUAUCAUAGAAUCAUAAAGCUUGGCAGCUCAGAAUUCAGUCCAUCAUGAUUAUGCCAGUAAUAUGGACACAAUGUAAUUUCCACAAGCUAUGUUAUAAUUUUAAGAUUGUGUUAUCUUGCAAUUGAUUUUGUCAUUUCAGCUGUACUCCUUACAAAUCCACUUGUCAACUUCAGGGAAAUUAAUCUGCUCAGUCGAAGAGCUAAUUUCAAUGUUCCCCGGGAAUGGCACAUACAGCAUCAUUAUGUUUUACCAAGACAUAAAGUCCUGCCAAAUCUAUGCUGGAUAAAGCGUGUGUGUUUGAUGCUCAGGGACAGUUGCCAUUCAUUUAUAUACACUUGCCAAAAAUAUAGAUCACUCUAAAUCCAAGGAGUGUUUCUCCUCAAUAUUACAAUGUAACCCUACAACAAGCUUUCUAAUAUUUUUAUUUAUGAAUUAAAAGGCCUCAUCCUAUUACAUUUAAUGGGGACUGUGUAGCCCAAAAGAUGAAAACAGGUGCUAUAUGGUUGCAGUGCUGAUGAGAAAUUCCUGUCGAAAAAUUUUGAUUUAGCCUGAUCCUAAUCAAUGAAUAGGAUAAUUUAA
Messenger RNA from Pristis pectinata (smalltooth sawfish), 2613 nucleotides. RefSeq names its product terminal nucleotidyltransferase 5A-like. Gene Ontology annotation, biological process: mRNA stabilization. NCBI's taxonomy places the organism in Eukaryota, Metazoa, Chordata, Chondrichthyes, Rhinopristiformes, Pristidae. Bases 162 to 1337 code for a protein of 391 amino acids. Gene Ontology annotation, molecular function: poly(A) RNA polymerase activity; RNA binding. The record is from RefSeq and is a predicted model, not a curated record. The transcript has 2 exons.